AUGAAAAACAUAAAAAUCGAGUUCUUACCUCCAAACACCACAUCCAAGCUACAGCCAUUGGAUCAAGGAAUAAUUAAGAACUUUAAAGUUCAUUACCGGAAGGAAGUUGUACGCCUCUUCCUUCGUGACCCCGAGGACAAGAACCCUACAAAAAUAAGCAUACUUGAUGCAAUGUGGAUGGCUUCUAAGGCGUGGAACAAUGUUACCGAAAAUACUAUAAAGAACUGCUUCAAGAAAAGUGGCUUUAAACAGCAAGUUGACGAAGAAGAGGAAAGUGUUGUAGAAGACUGUUCAAUUGUUGAAACGGAUAACAGUGAACUUGCUAGUCCUGUACUGUGGAGACAAGUGACUCAGGCCCUUACUUUGGAAGGGCUGUCUUUCGAAGACUUUGUGGCCGUCGAUGACGAGCUUGCUACUUGCGGCAAAUUAAGCGAUGCAGACAUUAUUGCAUCCGUUUCCAAGGACACGAGUGUAGAAGACAGUGUAGUCGAGGACGGCGAGGAUGAUGACGGACAACGAAGUCGAAACGCCUGA
Homalodisca vitripennis (glassy-winged sharpshooter) is the source of this 534-nucleotide messenger RNA. Its product is annotated as tigger transposable element-derived protein 4-like. The coding region runs from base 1 to 534 and encodes 177 amino acids. The transcript has a single exon. NCBI's taxonomy places the organism in Eukaryota, Metazoa, Arthropoda, Insecta, Hemiptera, Cicadellidae. Gene Ontology annotation, molecular function: nucleic acid binding. The record is from RefSeq and is a predicted model, not a curated record.